Messenger RNA from Gongylonema pulchrum, 267 nucleotides. The record is from the annotation of a GenBank genome assembly. NCBI's taxonomy places the organism in Eukaryota, Metazoa, Nematoda, Chromadorea, Rhabditida, Gongylonematidae.
AAACCAGGCACAUCCAGUGCCUCCAGCAGUGAAAAAACGAAGGCAAUAGUCGCAUCAUCGAUGUGUAAAACGGAUGUGAAAUCCAGCAAAGCGGAUGGUAAAAGUGAAGUGAAAAUUGAGGAGCUACCGGACAAGGUUUUUGAUGCAAAUGAGCUGCGAAAUAACUUGAAACCAAUUGUGGACAGGUUACUCAGCAUGGAGGAAUCGAUACCGUUCAGGAUCCCAGUCGAUCCGGAUAUUCUCGGCAUACCGCAGAAGAUAUUGUGA